ACUCACCGAGCAGCUUGGACAGCUUUCAGUGGUGGAUUGCAGCUAACGAUUUUUUAUCGGUUGAAAAUCGAACUACGAGUGAUGGAAGUUGUCUAUCCCAGCUUGCGAACUCACCGAGGAGCUUGGACAGCUUUCAGUGGUGGAUUGCAGCUAACGAUUUUUUAUCGAUUUAAAAUCGAACUACGAGUGAUGGAAGUUGUCUAUCCCAGCUUGCGAGUAGGUUGCGUUGCGCUGUAUGCCAAAGAAGAAUUUGGAUUGCAGCUGUGUCUUGGGAAGGUUGUAAAGAAGCAAUCUAGCGAUAUUCCGCCGCAGUUUUAUCCGUGCUACUCCUAG
This is a messenger RNA of Gongylonema pulchrum, 333 nucleotides long. Lineage: Eukaryota; Metazoa; Nematoda; Chromadorea; Rhabditida; Gongylonematidae. The record is from the annotation of a GenBank genome assembly.